This is a messenger RNA of Lepus europaeus (European hare), 2571 nucleotides long. It is a transcript of the gene TMEM184B, whose product is annotated as transmembrane protein 184B. The transcript has 9 exons. The record is from RefSeq and is a predicted model, not a curated record. Gene Ontology annotation, molecular function: transporter activity. Gene Ontology annotation, biological process: transport. Bases 111 to 1334 code for a protein of 407 amino acids. Lineage: Eukaryota; Metazoa; Chordata; Mammalia; Lagomorpha; Leporidae.
GCCCGCCGAGCCCGCCGCCUCGCACCUCGCCGCCGCCAUGGGCUCCUGAGGUGGGCUCCUCACGUCCUCCCAGGGUCUCUCUCGGGGACCCCUUCCUGCUGCCAGGCACCAUGACAGUGAGGGGGGCCGCACUGGCCCCCGACCCGGCGGCGUCCACGACCGCAGCCGCUUCACCCGGCGUCUCCACAAUCCCCGAGGGCCGCCCCACGGCCAUGGAGCAGCCCGUGUUCCUGAUGACGACUGCCGCCCAGGCCGUCUCCGGCUUCUUCGUGUGGACGGCGCUGCUCAUCACCUGCCACCAGAUCUACAUGCACCUGCGCUGCUACAGCUGCCCCAACGAGCAGCGCUACAUCGUGCGCAUCCUCUUCAUCGUGCCCAUCUACGCCUUCGACUCCUGGCUCAGCCUCCUCUUCUUCACCAACGACCAGUACUACGUGUACUUCGGCACCGUGCGCGACUGCUACGAGGCCUUGGUCAUCUACAAUUUCCUGAGCCUGUGCUAUGAAUACCUCGGGGGAGAAAGUUCCAUCAUGUCGGAGAUCAGAGGGAAGCCCAUCGAGUCCAGCUGCAUGUACGGCACCUGCUGCCUCUGGGGAAAAACUUACUCCAUCGGAUUCCUGCGGUUCUGCAAGCAGGCCACCCUGCAGUUCUGUGUGGUGAAGCCUCUCAUGGCCGUCAGCACCGUGGUCCUCCAGGCCUUCGGCAAGUACCGGGACGGGGACUUUGACGUCACCAGCGGCUACCUCUACGUGACCAUCAUCUACAACAUCUCCGUCAGCCUGGCCCUCUACGCGCUCUUCCUCUUCUACUUCGCCACCCGGGAGCUGCUGAGCCCCUACAGCCCCGUCCUCAAGUUCUUCAUGGUCAAGUCUGUCAUCUUCCUCUCCUUCUGGCAAGGCAUGCUGCUGGCCAUCCUGGAGAAGUGCGGGGCCAUCCCCAAGAUCCACUCGGCCCGCGUGUCGGUGGGCGAGGGCACCGUGGCCGCCGGCUACCAGGACUUCAUCAUCUGCGUGGAGAUGUUCUUCGCGGCCCUGGCCCUGCGCCACGCCUUCACCUACAAGGUCUACGCUGACAAGAGGCUGGACGCUCAAGGCCGCUGCGCCCCCAUGAAGAGCAUCUCCAGCAGCCUCAAGGAGACCAUGAACCCGCACGACAUCGUGCAGGACGCCAUCCACAACUUCUCGCCCGCCUACCAGCAGUACACGCAGCAGUCCACGCUGGAGCCCGGGCCCACCUGGCGUGGCGGCGCCCACGGCCUCUCCCGCUCCCACAGCCUGAGCGGCGCCCGUGACAAUGAGAAGACGCUCCUGCUCAGCUCCGAUGACGAGUUCUAGCGCGGGCGGCUCGGCCGGGGCCCGGGGGCGGCCGGCACGGCUUGGGCCUGGCCUUUAUUUAUUGGACCAGAAACUCACAUAUCGCUUCCUGAGGAGCAGCCAGACGCCGGGUGCCCCGAGAACAGGCUACGCUCGCCCAGGCCAGGGGCAGAGGACACGGGCCUCCGCUCUUGUGGGGGCCUCGCGGGACUGGGCCAGAUGCGCUCGGGGACCAGCGGCUGUGGCCUUCCACCCUCCCCCUGCCCAGAUUCCUGCUGAGGUCGGCAGGCCCAGCCCACCCCUCGCACCGUGCAAUACCCUGGCCUGGGGCUUCCAGGCCUGCUCCCGUCUCCCGCUCCCCUCUGUCUGAUGCUAGAUUCGCCUUGCCCCGGGCAGGAGGAGGGCACGUGGACACCAUGGGCCCCUCCUGGCCCAGCCUGCCUGGCAUGCUGCAAGGGUGCAAGCCAGACACCACGUGCCACCGCCCCACCCGGGCAGGGUGCUCAGGAAGAGCCCUGCUGGGUGGCCUGACGUGGCCGCACCCUGCCCGCGGCUUGCUGACAUGGGGUCCUUCCUCUUGAUGGGUGUGGAGCCCUUGCUUCCGGCUGCCCCGGGCCGGCCUCCCAGCCCUCUUCCUGGUGGAGCAGGAGUCUCUGCCGGUCCCGCUCUCCCUGGCGCUUCUCCCUCCGGUUUCAGGGGACAGGUCUGAGUCUCCACGUUUCAGGCCAGUUUCCGGGGUGAGGGUGGGAGGGAGUCCAUGCAGGGGCGCUGGGAGGUGGGAGGAGAUGUCCCCAACUCCUCUCCCGGGUUCCUGUCUGCACAGGGCCUGGCGCUCUGCCUCAUGUGGCCCCCGGCCAUCUCUUCUGUGCCUUAGUCACCUAUGAACGCUCGCUGUCCGCCCCAGUCUGCUCUGGGGGCAUCCCUGCUGCUGGCACUCAGAGGACCCUGCAGUGCCGGGCCAGGCACCCUUGGACGGGCCUCACCCCCUCCCUACCCCCCUCUAUCCCCAGACCCCUGGCGCUUCCCUGGGCCACGGCCCUCAGGCAGGCCCGGCCUAGAUGGGCCCCUUGUAGGAGGAGCCUCACGCCGCCACGCAGGCUCGCAGGCUCACGUGGGCACAGUGCGCUGGCAUUUGACACCUGGAGAGCACUGGGUUCGGGCUGCAGCCGGCUCUCCAAGUAGGGAGGGUGAGGAGGGCCCCUGCCCUGUGGCUUCCACAAGGAAUCUUCUGUCACUCCCAGAAUGGGAGGGCCAGGGG